AUGGCUCCUACGAUUGACUCGCGUAAUAUUCUACGGCCCGAGACCGUCGAGUCUUUAUAUAUUGCGUUUCAACUUACCGGCGACCGUAUAUAUCGCGAAUGGGGUUGGCAAAUCUUUCAAAGCUUUCAACGAUGGUGUCAAGUUGACAAUGGUGACGGGGGUUAUGCAGGGAUCGAUGAUGUUGACAAUGUUGAUCAUAAACAGAUUGAUCGCAUGGAGACCUUUUGGCUUUCCGAGACUCUCAAGUACCUAUAUUUGCUUUUUGCCCGGCGUAACCAACUUGCAUUCCAUGAUUGGGUCUUCAACACGGAGGCACACCCACUACCUGUGUUUGAACCCUCUUUCUCAACCAAUGUAUAG
Molecule: messenger RNA, 360 nt
Organism: Malassezia globosa CBS 7966
Lineage: Eukaryota; Fungi; Basidiomycota; Malasseziomycetes; Malasseziales; Malasseziaceae
Exons: 2
Coding region: 1-360 (119 amino acids)
Biological process (GO): carbohydrate metabolic process; mannose trimming involved in glycoprotein ERAD pathway
Cellular component (GO): endoplasmic reticulum; membrane
Molecular function (GO): calcium ion binding; mannosyl-oligosaccharide 1,2-alpha-mannosidase activity
Source: RefSeq, a predicted model, not a curated record